This is a messenger RNA of Panicum hallii, 1294 nucleotides long. Its product is annotated as rhomboid-like protein 20. Lineage: Eukaryota; Viridiplantae; Streptophyta; Magnoliopsida; Poales; Poaceae. Gene Ontology annotation, molecular function: protein binding; serine-type endopeptidase activity. Bases 133 to 1038 code for a protein of 301 amino acids. The record is from RefSeq and is a predicted model, not a curated record. The transcript is spliced from 9 exons. Gene Ontology annotation, cellular component: membrane.
CCUGCGCUUCCAGAAGUUGCUGCUCCCUGGCAGCUGGCAGGCCGGCUCGCACCGUCGCACGCGUCCACCAACCAGACCGGGCCAGCUCAGGCACGGAGCCGCUCGCCGCCUCCGCCACGGCGGUUACCGGCGAUGAACGGCGGGCUCCCUGGAUUCCACAAUGCGCCGGCAUCAAGGGCCGUGGUCGUCGCCGCCGCGCUCUUCUCCGUCCCCUUCGGCUUCCGCGGCCGCUUCCUGGACCUCGGCCUGUCCUACCAGAAUGUUUAUGAAAGGUUGAGUAUAUGGAGGCUGAUCACCUCGUUGUUUGCUUUCUCGUCGACCCCUGAGCUGAUAUUUGGAGCCGCGCUGCUGUACUACUUUAGGGUGUUCGAAAGGCAAAUAGGUUCUAACAAGUAUGCUGUCUUCAUCGUAUUCUCAACCAUGGUGUCUGUGCUGCUUCAAAUCCUUGCUUUAGGUUACCUGAAAGAUCCUUCUAUAAAUCCUCUGACGUCAGGACCAUAUGGCCUCAUUUUUGCAUCUUAUGUGCCAUUCUUCUUUGACAUUCCGGUCUCAAUGAGGUUUCGCAUAUUUGGACUAAGCUUAAGUGAUAAGUCAUUUGUAUAUUUGGCUGGACUCCAGCUUCUUUGCUCAUCUGGAAGAUGUUCUGUUGUACCUGGAGUUUCUGGCAUACUAGCUGGCCUUUUGUAUCGCCUGAAUACAUUUGGCAUCCGCAGGUUGAAGUUCCCAGAGUUUGUAACAUCACUCUUCUCGCGGGUAUCGUGGCCCUAUUCUAGCAAUCCUUAUCAAGGGUUGCCCACUACAGAAAAUGAUGCAAACAUUUCUUCUCACCAGGUACAUCAAACUCAGGAUGCGAGCACCUUACCCAAAGAUGUUAAUCUCCAAUUGAUCCCAUUUUAUAGGAUGCGCACGCAGCUACCCAAGACCCCACAGAGUCCUCUAUUGCCGCGCUCGCAGCUACCCAAGACCCCACAGAGUCCUCUAUUGCCGCGCUCGUGUCCAUGGGUUUCGAUCGUAGCUCUGCAGUUCAGGCGCUUGUAAUGACAAACUAUGAUGUCAAUUUGGCCUCGAACAUUCUGCUUGAAGCACAAGCUCUGCAGCAAUGAUACCCUGUAGUCAAAAGAUAGACGCUCUGUACAUUAAUGGAUGUGAAGUGUUUCAUUCAUUCUUCUGUACCAGAUUUUAUAUCUGGAUUUUUUGUACACAAACAAACCAUUGUACAACACAGAAUUAGAAGAACGAAGCACAAUGAAUACAUAAGCUCUCUAUUUGCUUGCUCAGAUACUCUAUUUGUGAA